UAAACAUACCAGCGCCUGCCUGCGCUCCGUGGUUGGCUGCGGCUCUCUUGGCCAUUACGUUAUGCUUACUCCACACACACAGGCAGCUGGAGAGAGGGAAGACGUAAUGGUUUGAUUCCCUGUGCACUUGCAAUGGUCGUCGUCCUGACUUUACUCGGCAAAUUCCUCAAACGGGAGGUGCAAUGAAGGCGGGGGCAUCGUCCAUGUGGGCGUCAUGCUGUGGGCUGUUGAACGAGGUGAUGGGCACGGGCACGGUGCGAGCGCAGCAGCCAGGGUUCGGAGCAGGGGCGGGACCCUUCCGCUUCGCCCCCAGCGCUGGGUACUCCACUUACCCCCCCACCAGCUCAGGGAGCGCCGGACAGCUGUGCAAGGCCUGCGGACUGGCCUUCUCUGUCUUCAGACGCAAGCACAUCUGCUGUGAUUGUAAGAAGAGUUUUUGCGCCCUGUGCUCGGUGCUUCAGGAGAACCUGCGCUGCUGCACAACCUGCCACCUGCUGCGCGGCACGGCCUUCCAGAGGCCUCGGCUCAUGCAGCUCCGAGUGAAAGACCUGCGGCAGUACCUGCUCCUGCGCAACAUCCCCACCGACACAUGCAGGGAGAAAGAGGACCUGGUGGACCUGGUGCUCUGUCAUCAGGGGACGAGGGAAACCCAGAGACCAGUGGUGGAAGAGGAGGAGGAGGAGGAGGAUGAUGAGGAGGAGGAGGAGGACGAAGGGGACACACAUGAGGAGGAGGAAGAUGAAGGGGAAGAUGACACAGACAGUCUGCACUCGCUCCCCCACUCGCGCGCCGCCUCGCCCCCCUCCGCCACACGCUCCACCUCCGAACAGUCGGCCCUCUCCGCCUCUCAGGGAGACGUGCUCAGCCCAAGUGACAGCUCAGGGACCACCAGCCAGGAGCAUGAGGACACUCCAACAGCGUCUCUCUUGAACCUGGAGCCCACUGAAAAUAUCUUAGAGGUCAGUCCUGCGACACAGAGGAGAAUCAGGGCCUCGCUGUCUGAUCUGGACAAUGAAGAGGCGAUAGAAAACCUCUCCGUCCGACAGCUGAAAGAGAUUCUCGCCAGGAACUUUGUCAAUUACUCUGGCUGCUGCGAGAAGUGGGAGCUGCUGGAGCGAGUGCAUCGACUCUACAGAGAAAAUCAGCAGAACAGGAAAUCCAUGGACAAUGUGAGCAUAACUGCAGUGGUUGCAUAUCCUCCACCUCUCUGCAACAGUGGAGUUGGAGAUGGUGUCAAAGCUCAGCUGGCGGCUGAUGAAAACUUGUGUCGCAUCUGCAUGGACGCCAUCAUCGACUGCGUGCUGCUGGAAUGUGGUCACAUGGUAACCUGCACCAAAUGUGGAAAGAGGAUGAGCGAGUGCCCGAUCUGCAGGCAGUACGUGGUGCGGGCCGUGCACGUCUUCAAGUCUUAAAACUCUGUGUGCGCGUUAGAGCGGCCCUCAGGCGUGCACAUGGCCCGAGCCCUGAAUUCAUCACUGAGGAUGAACUGCCGUGCAUGACGUAUCGCAGGGCCUAAUGCUGCAGCAGGCGCGAGCAACUUCCCGGUCUUUGAAACCAGACUGUUGCCUCUUGCCUACCACGGUUUGUCCCCCCCCCCCCCUUACUAACUCAUGUUCCAGUCCCACUUCUCCUCCCUGGUGAACCGUCAUCAGCUGCACUGGGACACUCACUCUUUUUCUCUUUGGUCUGUUAAACACACAGCAGAAACCCCUGCCAUCACUUCCUACUCUCUGUUCUGUUUAAAUUAUACUCACAGGAGAGGAGGGGAGGGGAGAGGAGGUGGGUCCCAUGGAUACUUGAAGUGGAUCGGGUUGUUCUGUGUGGUGAAGAGACGCAGUUGGAUGAAAAAUAUAAGAUCCCAGGGUUAGAGUCAAUAUGGUUUACACAGUCAUGCCACAUGACACCGUGUUAUCUCCCUCAGUGUUCUUUAGGAUGUGCAAUAUCAGAAAAAAGGAGACUCACGUGUGUUUUUAGAAAAUGUCUAUUCGUUAAACCGAACACCACUUGCACCGAGUCAUCUCGUCUCACACACGGGAGGGUGUAAGGUGCCAUAUGUCAUGCCUUUGAUCGAUUUUUGGUUAAGAUUUCACAGUAUAUGCAUCUCAUAACCAGCAAGCUUGGUGUGAUUCGUUUUUUUCCUCCGUUUUCUCAAAUGAACUUACCGUGUGUACAAGUAAACAUUUGAACACUCAGCCUACUGUGUGAAGGAUGUGAUUUGCUCAUCUAAAAUUAAGUGCACAGAUGUGAUUUCUGCUGUAAAAGCUGCUGCAUGGUCACACCACCUGCUGCACUACAUUCCUGUUACAUCUACUGAGCGUGAAAAUUCAUUUGUCACCUUUGAAACAGCAGUUUCAGAAAAAAAAAAUCUGAACUCAAGGCCCACUUACUAGCUUCUUCCUGGGCUUUCAACCACAUUACACCGGUGUCAUCAGCAGAUGGAGUUUGCUCAGGUGUCAUGGAGAUGGGUCAGCUUACAUCACGUGACCUAAGGUGGUUGUAUAUGAUGGGGAGAUCAUGUGAAUGGCCUCAUCCUUCUCCUGAGGAAGACCACAAGAUGCAGCAGAAAGCUCCAGAAAAAGCUAAUAAUUGGAGUUAAGAUUUUGUUUUUGACUAUUUUUACCUAUGUUUUAAAGACUCAUUCCUCUUUUAUUUUAAAUAAUUUCCACCAAGCAAUACCAUUUAGUUUCCAAGUCUACCAAGUGUCUUUCUUUAACUGUGUUGUCCGUUAACGUGUCGAAUCUUAGGUAGGUAACAGGUGCUACUUCCUCUUUUCUGAGUGUUACAUCAACAUACCCUUUGUCAUGUUGUCAAGACGUCCUUCCAGAUAUCCAUCACACAGUGAGAGGUAGAGGAAGCCUGGUUUACUUUAACCUGUUAUGCAAAUGAAACAUUGUUUUCUUGUCAUGAGAUCCAGUUAACUCAGAUGUCACUAAAAUAUCUGUGUACAGUAUGCCUGUGGUAUGUUUAAAAAAAAAAAGCUGAAUUGCUGUCAAGUGAAUCGCAUAGAUAGCUUAUAUUGUUGUUUACUGAUAAGUCAUUAAAUGUAUAUUUUUCCAUUUACUUGGGAGACGGCAUUAUUUAAAAUUCAAAUUAUUACGGAGGUUUAAAAUAUACUGUUUUUCAGAAUGUAUCUCUGCUGGUUUUGGUCAGACGAGUUCCUCAGUCCUCUGAUCGUGUCACUCUCUCACCAUUAAAGUUGCGUCAGUCAUGGUCUCGCUUUCCAGCACUUUUUGUCGUCGUCUGCUUCAGAUGCAAAACCAACACUGACACCAUGCACUGUAACUCUGUAAGUCUGUUUGUUGAUGCUGCUGUUUCUCAAAGAUGUCAUUCAUGGGCAGCUACAGUAUUAUCAGAGUAGGACAUUAUCAUGAGCACUCAUAAUCCUGGAUCUUUAUAUUUUGGAAUGUUGAACCUUUUUAUUUUGGUAAACAAGAGAAAAUGAUUUAUUAGAUUCAAUAAAAUGCAGUACUACAAACCAUAAA
Siniperca chuatsi (mandarin fish) is the source of this 3482-nucleotide messenger RNA. RefSeq names its product ring finger protein 34b (gene rnf34b). The transcript has 8 exons. The record is from RefSeq and is a predicted model, not a curated record. Gene Ontology annotation, biological process: negative regulation of extrinsic apoptotic signaling pathway via death domain receptors; proteasome-mediated ubiquitin-dependent protein catabolic process; protein K48-linked ubiquitination. Gene Ontology annotation, molecular function: ubiquitin protein ligase activity. Bases 183 to 1412 code for a protein of 409 amino acids. Lineage: Eukaryota; Metazoa; Chordata; Actinopteri; Centrarchiformes; Sinipercidae. Gene Ontology annotation, cellular component: plasma membrane; cytoplasm.